AUGGUGUAUGGGGAAUACAUCGGCUACUAUUACAUGCCCACAGCGAUCCCGCUGGAGCUGAUGUCGCCGAAAGGCUACAGGAAGGCGAAGGAAAUUAUGAUCGAGCGGGCGCUACGCCAGUACAAGCAGCGACCAACUGGCGGCGACCCUGUACGUGUGUCGAUCGACAUGAAGGAACACGCGGCGGGCGAUACGCGGUUAGUAGUAUUCUCUCCGAGUCCAUCCAGCGAAGAAACAACAGCAAUGUACAAAUCGAAAACAAAGCGCCGUAACACAAUUGCAAGUCCGGGAAUCAUGACGGCCGCCGCGGCGAAACGGCCGUCCAUGUCCGACAUGUCAACGUCUUCCACGUCACCGACCGUACCGGGGAGCGGUGACGAGCUGGAUGGAAUACGUUACUGCUGUGUUCGAGCUGCUUGUUUGCUCCUCGCUGCGCACGCGGCAAAUUUGUUCACAUUUGUGGAGCUGGAAGAUGUACGAACCCCUACUAGCACAAGAGUUCAAACAACACUGGGAAAACCACAACCCAAUACUGCACGCAUACCACUUGUCAUUUGUCACGUGUUUUGCUGCAAGAGUCGUAAGGACGCCCAGUUCUUGGUCAAGGCAACGCAAGACAUAGCUCUACCACUUUCUCAGGACUCGUUGAGCGGCACGGCUUCACAGAAAAGGGAGGCAUGCGCCGAUUCUCUGACGACUGCGAGCCAUGACUCGUUCUCGCAGGCGUCCUCCUGCGACGAGGGUGAGGGCGACUCGAGCUCGGACAAUCUGCGUCAGAGAUCAUCCUCUCCGACUUCACUGACUAGCUCCAGCACAACGUCCAGCUUGCAAUCAAUGGAUGUGGCCACCGUGCAGAACCGGAUCGACAAGAAAUUCCGCGACAUGGGCCUCGUGUCGGAGUCUAUUAGUGUUGACAAUGACGUCACUGCCUCGGAGAAUCCCAGUGAAGACGAAGAAGACGCCGGAACACCGACUGCACUCAGCGGCGACGAGGAGAGCCUGGCUUCGCAAAGCGAAUACUGGUUCCAAGCGAAUGAAGCAAGUGAAGAUGGGGAUGCCACCUUGAAGUCAGCCGCAUCAGGACAUGAUCAUAGGCAGUCCCGAACAAGGACUAUAUCACUACCCGCCACACCACGACGGCUAGUAUCAGGAUCAGCAAGCUCAGCAUCCACCCAGGAGCUUGGGGAAAGCCCCUCAUCGUCGUCAUCAUCAAAACCCAUGCAGAGCAAAGCCUCCCUGUCCCGCAAGGGCGCGCGGAGAAGACGUGUCAGCAAACCAACGCAAAUCGCAACGCCCGAUGGACCCCUAGUGCCGUCUGACGCGGUGCCAUCCCUGGAAGGUUGGCUAACACCAUCCAAUAGCAUGGCCAGCGUAGAUGGUUCAUACGUGGCUCAUAGUCAGACGAGGCCUGCACACAGCUUUGACGUGAAGCGGCAGGGUUCUGCCAGUUCGGCAAGUUAUUUAACCGUGACCAGUGGUGACUAUACGAGUACGGGAGAGAAUGCGGCCUCCGCCACUUCUGAGCAGUAUGUGAUGGGCACGCCUGUCCACCUGUUGCAUUACCUGGGGUAG
This is a messenger RNA of Sycon ciliatum, 1572 nucleotides long. RefSeq lists its product as uncharacterized. The transcript has a single exon. The coding region runs from base 1 to 1572 and encodes 523 amino acids. The record is from RefSeq and is a predicted model, not a curated record. Lineage: Eukaryota; Metazoa; Porifera; Calcarea; Leucosolenida; Sycettidae.